Molecule: messenger RNA, 1125 nt
Organism: Xiphophorus couchianus (Monterrey platyfish)
Lineage: Eukaryota; Metazoa; Chordata; Actinopteri; Cyprinodontiformes; Poeciliidae
Product: relaxin-3-like
Exons: 3
Coding region: 145-402 (85 amino acids)
Cellular component (GO): extracellular region
Molecular function (GO): hormone activity; G protein-coupled receptor binding
Source: RefSeq, a predicted model, not a curated record
AAAGGCGUCCGGGUGGAUGUCGGAGAGCCCCGGGUUGUCCGUCAUCCUCAGCAUCACCAGGCUGGCCAGCGGCCCGAACGUCCGGUCCUCGAUCCGGCGCAAGGUGUUGAAGGAGAGGUCCAGGCCCAGGAGAACAGGAAUUCCAUGCGGCUUUGUGGCCGGGCUCUUGUGCGAGCGUUGGUGUUCACCUGCGGAGGGUCCAGGUGGAGAAGACACCUGGGGGAGGAGGAGAAGGGGUUUCUGCCAGACGACUUCUGGGAAGUCAACGGAGAAGAGCCGGACUUCGUGAAGUCAGGAGAGCUUCCAGGGAUGGACUAUCAUCGCAGGGACCAGGACCAGGCCUUGAUAACAACGUGCUGUCAAAAAGGCUGCCGAAGAAAUGAGCUGUCCAUGCUGUGCUAGAGGGGAAGCUCGUCUAUCAGAUGCCGUCAUAUUUCAGUCACAAAUGUAUCCAUAAUGUUGGGAUUUGCCAUAUAGGAACGAAUAAAAGGCAUCAUGAAUGUUUGUCCAAAGUACUCGUUUAAUGAUUAAGUUGUUCACGAAGAGGAAAGCCUGUAUGUAAAAGUAGUCUGAGAACGGAGCCCAGGGGAGCCCCAAGAUGUAUUUGUUUGCCCAGAUUUGUGAUUGCCAUGGAUUGUUUUGUGGUCGUUUAGAACAGUAAUAAAGAAUUCUACUAAUUUUUCAAGUCUGUCAAUUAGUAUGUUGAGAACAACUUUGUCAAACGCAGCACUGAAAUCAAGUUAUUCCAAGUCAAAAGUUUUAAACUCGUCAACCUAAAGCAGUCUCUGUGUUGUGACGUCGUCUACAGCCUGAAUGAAAAGCACUAAAGAGGUUAUCCUUAUCAUGAGGAGGUACAUUAGAUCAUAAACUGUCUUUUUAAUACUCUUUGAAAUGGUGUAUUGGACAUGGGUCUGUAUUUACUGAUUAUUGGCUUUGAUUUGAGUGAGAGCUUUUACUGCUCCACACGCGGUGAGGAAAAACACUCAUAAAACCUGUUUGGUUUAGACUUUAUGGCCAUCAUUUCCGAUUUAAGACGCCGGGUAGAAGGUUGUACAUCCUGUGUAUGCCAUUUUGUCAUAAAUGAGUUGUGAAGUCAGUUUACCUAAUUUUCAUGCUGUAAAAUGA